Molecule: messenger RNA, 873 nt
Organism: Amphibalanus amphitrite
Lineage: Eukaryota; Metazoa; Arthropoda; Thecostraca; Balanomorpha; Balanidae
Product: transcription initiation factor TFIID subunit 4-like
Exons: 2
Coding region: 1-873 (290 amino acids)
Cellular component (GO): chitin-based extracellular matrix
Molecular function (GO): structural constituent of chitin-based larval cuticle
Source: RefSeq, a predicted model, not a curated record
AUGAGGCUGCUCGUAGCGGCCGCCCUGUUGUGCUGCGCCGCCGGCGCCGCAGUUGCGCCGCGACAGGCGCGCGACGGGCCACAGGGAGCCCGGCGGAGCUCAUCCCGAUAUCGGGGUCCGGGGUCAAACGCUGCGCCCACCGCCGCGCAGACCUCAGAGCGGGACGCUGCCAACUUCAGCUACGUCUACAGCACCGGCGACGGCACGUCCGUGGGCGCGGUGGGACACCAGAGGCGGAUCGGGGAUGGCGUCGGCACCGUGAUGCGCGGCCACUACUCAUACCUGGCGCCCGACGGCAGAGCGGUCAGUGUCACCUGGACAGCCGACGAGCGGGGAUUCCGAGCGCACAGUGACGGAGCGCCCCGGAGCGCGGCGCCGCCCGCCGCCCGCAGAGACCGACGGCUGCACAGUGCAACCGAGUACCGCAACAACCGGCCGCCGACACUGCCCCGGCCGAGAGGGCGCGCGGCCGACCCGUCCGCCUCCGGGCGCCGCCGGCCGCCGGAGCUCGGCGGUGUCGCGGGUCCCGCCGCCGUGCCGCAGCAGCGCUCUGGCGGCGCACAUGCCUCUGCAGUGUCGGCCUCCACUGCGGCCGCGGCCCCUGGCGCUGGUGGAAGCCGCGCCGGCUCCGCGUCUGGUGGUGGAGUGCUCGCUGCCGCGGCCCCCGCUACCAGUGGCGGCGGCCGGCCGCGGUACGCGGCGUUCUGGAGGGUGCGCGCACUCGCCGCGCUGCCCGGUGCCGACCAGGACCGGUUGCUGGCGCUGCUGGCGGCCCUCUCGGCCGUCCACUAUGUCGAGCACGGUCUGAGCUCCUCCCCACCCGCUCCCGGGGCCGUCACUGCCUCCAGUGCCAGCGGCCGCCGCCGACACUGA